AUGGACGCCGCCGUGAGCGCCGCAGCCGCUCUGCUUCUUGAGCAGGAAUGCGCCGGAGAUGCAUGCGACGUGGCGCACGCAUCCAUCGUCGUGGGGGUGCUGCAGGAUGCCCUCAUCAGCGGCCAGGCAGUCGACGUUCAGGCCGAGGCCGCCGCCUACCAGGCGCGCUUCCUGUCAGACCUGGUGGCCCCCUGCCUGACGAAGACGACCAAGGCCAAAUCCUUGGAGCAGAAGCUGGUGGCCCUCUCGAAGCACCUGUGGACGCGCCUCUCCAAGGCGGCGACCCACAAGCAGCCGCAGCACGCGCAGUUCCUGGUGUCCGCGCUGCGGCCCUCGGGCGCGCGCCGCCUCGACUGCCUUGGCCUCGCCGCGGCCGCGCUCGCACUGUGCCGCGCGCUGGCGGCGGCGGAGCCGGGGCGCCACGCUGACCUGGCGGCAGCGGAGAUGCUGGUGUCGGACGACCACUGCUGGCUCCGCAUCCCGCCGCAUCCCGACUGCGCGACCGCACCAGCCGCGGCCGCACCCGCCCCAGCGCACCCCGCUCUGUGCGCCGCCGACGAGGGGCCCGCCCCGUCGCCGCCGCCGCCGCUGCUGCCCGGACUGCACUUCGAAGUGACGGACUGCCGCGCGCUGAAGGCAGACCAGAUGGAAGGGCGCUGGCUGUACGGCGGCGGCGGCGGGGCCGCGCGCGUGGCGCCGCGCCACAUGGCGGCGCUGCUGGCGGCCGCGAUGACCCCGGAGGAGCUGCGGGAGAAGGACCCCGCCGCGGCGGCACGCGUGCGGGCGGGGCAAAAAGCGCUGCUCGCGGCGCUGGCGGAGGGCCGCGCGGCCGCGCAGCAAGGCGGCGGCGCCGGCGAGGAUGGGAACGGGUGCUGCAGCAUAGCAGGAGGCGGGGGCAUGGGUUCGGCGGCGCCAGAGGGAGGCGAUGGGGUCGUCAGCCUUGCGGAGGACGGCCAGGAUGAUGUCUUGUAUAGCGUGCUGAUGCGCUGGGGGCUGCUCUUUGAGGAGGACGAAGUUGAAGAGCUGGAGGCGGCGGCGGAUGACCUAGAUCUGCCGCGCGUCCGCGCCCUGCUUCUGGGACGCCCCCACCGCUCCCAGCGCCUGUACGCGCGCAGCCUCGCCGCCAGCAGCGGCUGGCAGCUGCACCCGGCGUCGGCGGCGGUGUGGGGGUGGUUAAACCUGGCCAACGCCGCGUUCUGCGGCACUGAGGAGGAGCCCGUCUCGCUGCGAGAGGCGCGGCAACAAGGGCAGCGGCAGCAGGCACGACUUGCGGCAGAUUCGGGGCCAGUAGACAACCCAGGCACCUCAAACAGUGGGGCAGCGGCUGUGGAGGCCGCAUCGGGGCAGAGCCAAGCUGUGGCGCCAGCCCAGCAAGCGGCUGAGGCGGCAGGGCCGUCGAUUGCGGGAAAGGAGGGUGUGUCUUCAGCGGCGGGGCAGGCGCUUACAUGGGGGGGCCUGGCUAUCGAGCACAUGUCGCGCGUGGGCGGCGCGCUGGCGCCGGUGACGGCGGUGCUGCGUCGGUACGCAGGCAGGGCGGAUGUGAAGCGGGACGAGGCGUUGCUCAAGGACAUCCGGGAGCUGCUGGAGAACCUGUCGGAUGCUUUCCAGGGCACCGCGGAGCUGCUGCAGGCAGAGCGCGGCGGCGGCAGCGGCGCAGGCGGGGCCGGUGGAGGGGGCGCAUCGGACAAUGGGCAGCUGCAGGGGCCGUUGGAGCAGCUGCUCCUGUUCAUGGACGGGGUCUGCGCAUACCAUGGUGAUGACGGGGACCUCCAGCAGGCGGCCGUCGAUCACUUUGUGACGGCGGCCGCAUCCGUCGGCAGCAGCACUCGCGCCGCUGCGCUCCGCGCGGCCGCGCCGCAGCUGGCGAGCGAGCGGUGGCGGCGGAUGGCGGACGGCGGGUUUUGGGAUGCGUGGGAGGCGCUGGGGCCUGGGCUGAGGCAGGCAAUCCAGCUGCCGUGCGGCAGGGCGCCCAAGCGGCCGCGGCUGCGAGAGUAA
Molecule: messenger RNA, 1995 nt
Organism: Monoraphidium neglectum
Lineage: Eukaryota; Viridiplantae; Chlorophyta; Chlorophyceae; Sphaeropleales; Selenastraceae
Exons: 4
Coding region: 1-1995 (664 amino acids)
Source: RefSeq, a predicted model, not a curated record